AUGGACGUCCAUGAAGAUGAAACUCUAGUCGAUAAAUUAGAAAAAAAUUGUUCUUAUUUCGAUAAACCGUUUGAAGAGUUAUUAUGGUGUAAAGAAUGUGAUCCUUUGCGUAUGAUUGAAGGGUGGACUAGUGGAAAUUCUGAUAUAGAUAUAUUCAUCAAAGAUACAAUAUUCACAGAUAUAAAAGAAAUUGGCGAAGGAGGGUUUGCCAAAGUGUAUUUUGCAACAUGGAUCGAUGGUCAAUCUGAAUUUAGAAAGCAAGAUGACGGAAGUUGGAAGAAAUCAAAUCCUAAACCUAUGAAGGUUGCUUUGAAAAGGUUAAAUGGAUCACGGGAAAUGUCAGCUAAAUAUUUUAAUGAGGUUGCACCUGAUGGAAAUUUGAGAAGUUAUCUUUCAGAUAAUUUUAACAACAUUUUAUGGAAAGAUAAAAUUAAAAGAUUAUAUGAUGUUAUUUGUGAUCUUUAUAAUUUACAUAGUUUAGGAUUUUGUCAUAAGAAUUUACAUAACGGAAAUAUCUUGCAAGAUAGUGAUGCUUCUUAUAUUUCAGAUUUUGGAUUAUCAGGGGCCAUUUAA
This is a messenger RNA of Funneliformis mosseae, 573 nucleotides long. Lineage: Eukaryota; Fungi; Glomeromycota; Glomeromycetes; Glomerales; Glomeraceae. The record is from the annotation of a GenBank genome assembly.